GCGUCAAUUUUUUUCAGAUUGAAGUGAUCAAAUAGAAUGGUAGUGGCUGUUGAACAGGUUGAGGAAGAGUUUGAGUCUGGAGAAGAGGAAUCAGGAGAGGAGGAGGAGGAAGAGGAGAUGGAGUUCGAGGGAGAGGAAAAAGAAGAGGAUGAAGAACAUAUUUCAAAUUCUAAAUCUAAAGGCGGACUAGAUAAAUUUUGGCUUCUCUCAAACGCUAAAACGAAUACAUCCAGAAUCGAUGCAUCUUCUAAAAUAAUUAAAAGAUUGGUGUCCAAUCCCUCCGAGUCCAAUUAUAUCCUCAAGCGUCUUCUCCGAGGUCUGGCGAGCCCUGUGGAGACUUCAAGACAAGGUUUCUUCAUCUGUCUCCUGGAAUUCUUCCGUCUGAACAAGAUUGAAGCCUCCAAGCUUAACUCUGAGAUUAAGACAACCCUGAAGGUAACAGGAUCCAAGGGAGAGGAGAGCUUGCUUCUCCUCGGACAAAUUCUGGCUAACGUUGCUCUGCUCCGUGCAGGAGUUCCUGAAACUAAACCUGAGAAGGUUCAAGUUCUAGAAAACCUGAUUGAGAACGGAUCUAAGCGUGGUUAUCUCAAUUUAAUUGUAAUCAAUGCUAUCAUUGAAUACUUUUUGCAAGAGGGAUCGAUCAUACCACCCACAGAAGUUGUUGAUGCCAUCGGCAAUUCUUUUAAGUUGAAUAUUUCCGAGGCAGGUUUAGAUUCUCUUCUCUUCAGUAUCGCUUUUAUUAAGCUCCAUGGAAAAACCGUUCCUGCAGAAUUCCUAGUCGAACACUUCGGGAUCAAGGACGUGUCCAAGAAGAACCUGGAUUCUAUCUACAAGAUCGUAAUGGGGACAACAAUCCCGCUGAGCAUGAUCGUGAACCAUCCUCUACUCAAGGUCCUGGUUGAACUUGUGUCGGAGAAGAAACUGGGAGCUAAAUUCUUCAAUAAGUUUACUCCGGAUAUGACUGUGAGCACGUACAAGGGCCAGAUUGGGAUUGCUGUGCUCCGUGAGUUUCUGAAAAACGAUCCUUGUAUGGUCGAGGAUCUGGUCAGCGUGGAGACGUUGAAGUCUCUGCUCUCCCUGUGUGGGAAGGGUGUGGUCAACCCCGUGGUCGAGAUCCUGGACAUGGUGGAGGAGACCGUGAAGCAGGAAAAAGCAAACUGCUGGGUUAUGCUCUCCAGGUUUCUUGAAGCGUCAGUUUGUUGGGAUAAGCAUGUUCCUGGAAACACAGUUACCUUCCUAUUCUCCCUCUCCGACAGUGACACCCUCCUUAAAGCCGGAGAUUAUCUUCUUCAAAUAUUCAAAUCUGACGUUCAGGUUUCAGACAGAAUAUAUGCGGCAGGUCUGCUCGCUAAGCUUGUCGGUCAUCCUUCCGUAAUUUCUAGCGUAGACUGGAGAGUUUCAAUCCUAUCCUCUCUUAUGGAGCUGACGUUAAUUACGGUAACCGGAGAUAAAACACCUCAGCUUACCAAGGAGGCCAAGAUACAACUCAGAGAGGUUUUCUACCGUGGACUUGAUUCAACCUGUAAAACGUUAGUGGAUAAUGUGAACCUUGUCCAUGCUCUUCUCCAGCAUGCUCAGAAGCUCCUGGAGAAACAAGGAGUUCCACAGAAAACCAUGAAAGAAGAUUGUAAAGAGGCCUGGGCAAAGGUUGUCUCAACUGUUGGGAAACUAGGGAAAAGAUGGAAAGAGAAGGCGACAAAAGAGACCGGAGUUUUCCUCAUGUUUUUCUCUCACAUUGGAUUACAGCUGUUUAUCCAACCGGAGAUGGCGAUUGAUGUACUCUCUGAACUCCAGCCCGUUUACACCAACUGGAGCAAAUCAAAACCUGCCAAAGGUGAUCCUGCCGGUAUCGAGGUUGUAAUAGAGAUCAUGUUGUCCCUGCUGGCGCAGAACAAGCAUAUUCUCAGGAAGCUCGUCAAUGUUGUUUUCAAGGUCGUCUGUGAUCAACUCACGGAGCCUGCUCUAGCUUCCAUUCUUGCCGUCCUUUGCCCUGAAGAGGCCGAAGAAGAGAGUGGGGAUGAAGAUGAUGAUGAAGAUGAAGAUGAAGAUGAAGAUGAGGAAGAUGAAGAAGAGGAGAAAGAGGAAUCUGGUGAGGAUGAAGAGGAGGAUUCAGAUGAUGAUGAUGAGAACGAGGAAGAGAAUGAAGAGAUGAAACCUGAAGAUCUGGACAAGGUAAAGAAGGCGCUCGGGGAGCACGCCGAUGCCGAGAACAGUGAUAUCGAUAUGGACGAUAUCCCCGAUGAGGACAUGGACAACCUUGACAAGAAGCUCGUCGAGGCUUUCAAGGCUCUGGGAGGUGGAAAGUCAAGUUCUGAGAAGAAGAAAGAAAAACUGGAUCAUCUUGCUCGUCAGCAUUUUAAACUCCGAGUUCUUGAACUGCUAGAGAUAUAUAUUAAUCAUAAACCAGCCGUGGAACAUAUUUUCUCAAUCAUAUCUGCACUCAUUGAAAGCUUCCAAAACAUCUUUACGCAACCUCGUGAGGCCCAGCUUGUGUCAAGGAUUAAACUUAUCCUUCGAAAGUGCAGCAGUGUCAAGUUCGAGUCCUGUCAAGGGUUCGAUAGCAACCCCUUGCUCGAGUAUCUUCUCAACCUCGGGACCAACGCGAGCAGUACAGUUGUCAGCCUUGGAAUCAUUCACGCGCGCCUUUGCUUAACCGCGCUCCGGAUUGCUGUUCCUGACAACGCGGAGCAGUCGGAAGCGCUUUACCUGACAGCGCUCACACAGUUUUUUGAGAAUAAUCAGUGUUUGUUGAGUCCUGAAGUUUUCCAGGCAGCUGUUGGAAUACCAUGGACAGGAUCUAUCUCUUUAGCAAAAGUUGUUGCCGAGAAAUCGUUCGAUCCCAAGGUACGGCAUUUUCGUCGAAGUCAAGGUUUAUCCAUCCUUUCGGCCUUUGUCAAUAAUCGACAAAUCGAGACCCUCUCCCCUGGGAAGAAGAAGAUCAUGAUAGAAGAUGCAAUGAAGAAAAUCCUGACAUUGAUAGAUGGUGGGCUAGAGAAGGCAAAACCUAAACAGCUGAUGGAGAUCUUUUCUAUCCUACGGGGUGUUAAACAACAAGACUUGAUAUCAGCUAAGACUAUUAAACAGGUUCAAGAACAUCUCAGGGUCUAUGCUAAAUCCUCUCUUGGGAUACGGGGGAACAACCCCGUGAAGAAGAGCUUGAAGAAGGUUCUCUCCUACUACGACGUCAAGGUUGAGGUUGUUCCCCAGGAGGAGAAAGAGAAGAAGGAAACGAAUGGUACAAGUGAACCUCAAGAGAUCAAGAAGAAGAAAAAGAAGAAGAAGAGCAAAGACUCUGAGAAGAGAAGAAAGGAGAAGAAGAUGGAAGCAGCGGAAGCAGAUGAUGCUAUUCCUUCUUUCUCUGAUCUUUUGAUUGACACUACACAGGUUUAUAAAGAUGAAAACAAGAAGAAGAAGAAUAAGAAAAGAAAGAAUGCAGAACUAGAAGUUACAACUCCUCCUGCACAGGAAAAGAAGAAGAAAAAGAAGAAGUCGGAAUAGAAAUUUGAUAUUAAAUUUUUUUUCAGAAAAAA
Messenger RNA from Eurytemora carolleeae, 3530 nucleotides. It is a transcript of the gene Mybbp1A, whose product is annotated as myb-binding protein 1A-like protein. The record is from RefSeq and is a predicted model, not a curated record. Gene Ontology annotation, cellular component: nucleolus. Gene Ontology annotation, biological process: regulation of DNA-templated transcription. Gene Ontology annotation, molecular function: transcription corepressor activity; RNA binding; sequence-specific DNA binding. NCBI's taxonomy places the organism in Eukaryota, Metazoa, Arthropoda, Copepoda, Calanoida, Temoridae. The coding region runs from base 37 to 3498 and encodes 1153 amino acids. The transcript is spliced from 8 exons.